UCUUCGAAUCCUGUUCGAUCAUCCUACAACUUUUUGCUAAAUCUCAGCUGAUUACUCGUAAUUAUUUUAAUUGCUGUGUAUCACUUUUUUCACAACUUUAUAACAGUUUACAAAUAAGAACUAUUUGAAACCACGAAAUAACUUUAACCUGACGAGAAAUAACGGCGGUUGAAAGUUUGGCUGUAGGGAAGUUGUUUUGUGCCACAUUGUGAAAUAUUCGAGAAUUUUGCAAGGAGGUCGAUUGGUACGAGAUCCACUUAACAAGAUGACUGAAUUACCGAAACUUUCCUGUUCCAUGCGUGCCAACACGGAUUUGGACAUUAAUCGUGAGCUAUCAAACCGGCCGGAAGAUAGGCCUGCUUUGCAGAUAUUUCGAACCAAAGAGGCUCGAAGUGGAGUUUCGUGGAAAGAAUUGAAACUGUUUAUCAACAAACAAAUGGAAACUAAGGUAGCUUCACGAGUAACCAAUCAGCUGCGAGAAUUGUGGGCCUACUGUCGAGAAAUGUUGGGAAGUGAAGAAAAUGCUGCGCUAGUAGACGAUGCUGCGAUAUUCAUCCUGCGGCUAUUUAUAGAUCAAAAAAUUGUUAUGCUGAAGCACACUUCACGUAUCAAGAAGAUGUUUGGCCAAGUACCGAAUGCUCUAAUCAACAAAAUGUGCCAGGUUGUCAAUGAAAUAAGCAGCCACCUGAACGAAGACUGUCGUAAAUACCUUGAAGAGACUGACAGUACCCAGGAUAGUGAAUCGAAACAGAUCUGGGGAAUGCAUAUCAAAUGUAGUGUGCCCGAUGGUUUAAGGAAUGACUUUAGUUUGUUAACUGAUCUUUCGCCUGCGCAACCCGCAGAGGCCAAAUCAGCAGUCAGCUUCUCAAUGAAGUACGAUAGUCAAAAGCAACAGCAGUUACCACAGCCGUGUUCCAGUUCUUCCAGUGCGGCAGAUGAAAAGUACACUCGAGCCUGGCUAGCGAAACGAAUGCUUCCAGAGUUGAUCGAUAAUUUGGUGGAGUUGUUGAAAUCUCCAAAAACGAACGACGAACUUCAGAAUGAACUUUUCGAUUACUUGGGAUUUGAUAUGUUUGAAUUGAUCGAAGAGGUGCUUCAGAAUCGGAAGCAUAUAAUAGAGAGAGUAAAGGCGAUGGCGCAAAUUAAUGUUUUCAAGGAAAAGGCUGUUAAAAAGUUAGAAGCUAUGCAACACGCGCCUGCUUAUCUAAUGCCAGUUAUGAUCCAAUCUGAAUCGGAAAAGCAACUUCGGAAACAGGUGAAUAAGGAGGAGAAAAAACUGAAAAAGUUUCUCAAUGCCGUUGGUGGGGUGGAGGAAGAAGAGGAAGAACUGGAUCCAAUGAAGAUGAGACUGAACUAUCAACAAAGUUUGCUCAUAGCAGCCCAAAUGACUCCGUUGCUGGAUGAUAGACCUCCGCGGACAAUGGCGCCGAAGCCUCCCAAGCCGGUUAAGUAUCCAAACGUAUACGACUCGUACAGCGAAGCUAAGGCGCACGUGGGGUUUAUCGCCGGUGGUAAAUUGCUGUUGCCAGAUAAUGUUGAACGAAAUGACAACAAACUGUACGAAGAGGUUAAAAUUCCAGCAACAGAUCCACCGCCGCUCUCGAUUGGAAACAAUCGUAUUCUUGUGAGUUCAAUGGACGAGAUUAGUCAAAUAGCAUUCAAAGGUUGCAAAGAGCUCAAUCGGAUCCAGAGUAUAGUUUAUCCGGCCGCCUACCAUAGCAACGAGAAUUUGCUGGUAUGUGCCCCUACCGGAGCCGGUAAAACUAAUGUCGCCAUGUUGACAAUCGUGAACACUAUUCGGCAAUACGUGGACCAGGGAGUCAUUCACCGUGAUCAAUUCAAAAUUGUUUACGUUGCACCUAUGAAAGCACUCGCCGCUGAAAUGACCAGUAAUUUUGGCAAAAGACUCGCUCCUCUAGGAAUAUCCGUUCGAGAACUAACUGGCGAUAUGCAACUGACUAAAACAGAAAUGCAGCAAACUCAGAUGAUCGUGACUACGCCAGAAAAGUGGGACGUCGUAACAAGAAAAGGCGCUGGUGAUGUCGCAUUCAUUAGUCUUGUGAAGCUGCUCAUCAUCGAUGAGGUCCACUUGUUGCAUGGAGAACGUGGUCCCGUGGUGGAGGCGCUGGUCGCACGUACGCUUCGACUGGUAGAAUCUUCCCAGAGUAUGAUUCGGAUCGUGGGUCUGUCUGCUACUCUGCCGAACUACAUUGACGUCGCCCGGUUCCUACGGGUCAAUCCGAUGAUUGGUCUCUUCUUUUUCGAUUCCCGCUUUCGACCGGUACCUCUGAGUACCGAUUUUAUCGGAGUUAAAUCACUGAAGGCUCUUCAACAAAUGGCCGACAUGGAUACGAUCUGCUACGAUCGCUGUAUCGAUAUGGUACGUCAGGGACACCAGGUGAUGGUGUUUGUGCAUGCACGAAACGCAACAGCUCGGAUGGCAACUGUCAUUAAGGAGUUUGCCCAGCAGAAGGGUCACAUCCAGUUGUUGACCCCCGACAGUAAUCCGGACUAUGGGAAUGCAAUUAAAGCAAUGUCAAAAAGUCGCAACAAGCAGCUAGUUGAGCUGUUUCAGAACGGACUGGCAAUGCAUCACGCUGGAAUGUUGCGACAGGAUAGGAAUCUUGUGGAGAAGUACUUUGGCGAUGGAAUCAUUAAGGUCCUUGUGUGCACAGCAACUCUCGCCUGGGGUGUCAACCUACCGGCUCACGCGGUCAUCAUCAAGGGUACGGAGAUCUACGACUCCAAGCAUGGUACCUUCGUCGAUUUGGGCAUUCUAGAUGUGCUGCAAAUUUUCGGACGUGCUGGGCGACCUCAGUUCGAUAAAAGCGGUGUCGGUACGAUUAUCACGACGCAUGAUAAGCUGAACCAUUACUUGUCGCUUUUGACGAACCAGUUUCCGAUCGAGUCGAACUUUAUCCAAUGCCUGGCGGAUAACUUGAACGCCGAGGUUACGCUCGGUACAAUUAGCAACAUUGACGAGGCUAUUGAGUGGCUCAGUUAUACGUAUCUGUUUGUACGGAUGCGGAUGAAUCCGCAGUGCUACGGUUUAAACUAUCAGGAUCUGCAGGAUGAUCCGAUGUUGGAGGGGAAAAGAAGGCAAUUGAUUAGUACAGCUGCAAUGGCUCUGGAUAAGGCCCGAAUGGUUAGGUAUAACGAGCGAACGGGUGACUUAAAUGUAACGGAUUUGGGAAGGACGGCUUCGCAUUUCUACAUCAAGUACGAUACAGUGGAAGUAUUCAACGAGAUGCUAAAACCCAUUAUGAACGAAGCGGAUAUUAUAGCGAUGAUGUCAAAUGCGCAAGAAUUUGAACAGUUGAAAGUGAGAGAUGAUGAGAUGGAUGAGUUGGACGAUUUGACCCGAGUCUGCUGUGAAGUACCGGUUCGAGGUGGCAGCGAGAAUAUCCAUGGGAAGGUGAACAUAUUGAUGCAAACUUAUCUGUCCAAGGGAUGGGUAAAAUCGUUUUCUCUGAUUUCGGAUAUGUCUUACAUCACACAAAACGCGGUAAGGAUAGCGCGAGCGUUGUUUACUAUCGUUCUUCGGCAGAACAAUCCGAUUCUCGCAGGAAGGAUGUUGAACAUUAGUAAAAUGUUCGAGAAGCAGAUGUGGGAGUUUAUGACACCCUUGCACCAGUUUCCAAUACUACCAAUGGACGUGAUAGAAAAGAUCGAACACCGAGGCCUUAGUAUUCUAGCUUUGAGGGAUAUGGAUCAGCAGGAAAUCGGUGAAAUGGUGAGAAAUCAUCGUCACGCAGCAGUGGUGAAGCGAUGUGCUGAAGAAUUUCCACUGUUGGAAAUUGAAGCAACACUGCAACCAAUUACGAGAACAGUCUUAAGAAUUCGUAUAUUCAUCACACCUUCCUUCAAGUGGAAUGACCGUGUUCAUGGAAAGACUGCCGAAUCAUUCUGGAUCUGGAUUGAAGACCCGGAAAGUAAUUUUAUUUAUCAUUCCGAGUAUUUCCAGAUGACUAAAAAACAAACCAUCCGAAAAGAAGUACAAGAACUGGUUAUGACAAUCCCAUUGAAAGAUCCUUUACCGCCACAGUAUUACAUAAGAGCUACUAGCGACACCUGGCUCGGAAGUUCUAACUUGAUUCCGUUAUCUUUCAAACACCUUAUUUUACCGGAAGUUCACCCGCCUCAUACAGAACUCCUCCCACUGCAACCGUUACCAGUGACGGUUCUAAACAAUCGAAAGUUUGAAUCUCUGUAUACUUUCACUCAUUUUAAUCCCAUUCAGACUCAGAUUUUCCACUGUCUGUAUCACACUGACAACAACGUCCUGCUAGGAGCUCCCACAGGUUCUGGUAAGACAAUUGCUGCGGAAAUUGCAAUGUUUCGGGUGUUUAAAACUCUACCGAAGGGAAAAGUAGUUUACAUCGCGCCUCUCAAAGCACUAGUCAAGGAACGCAUAGAUGACUGGAAAAUAAGAUUGGAGAAGAAACUAGGUAAAAAGGUCGUCGAACUGACCGGUGAUGUUACUCCGGAUAUUAAGGCAAUACGUGAGUCACACGUAAUCGUCACCACACCGGAAAAAUGGGACGGAAUCAGUCGAUCCUGGCAGACGCGUGACUACGUGAGGGAUGUUGCUCUGAUUGUUAUUGAUGAAAUCCAUCUUCUCGGAGAAGAUCGAGGCCCGGUGUUGGAAGUGAUUGUUUCUCGGACCAACUUCAUCGCUUCUCAUACUGAGCGUACGCUACGAAUUGUUGGAUUGUCCACUGCUUUGGCGAACGCUCGUGAUCUUGCCAACUGGUUGGGAAUUGGAAUGAUGGGUUUGUACAAUUUUAAACCCUCAGUCCGUCCGGUACCAUUAUCUGUGCACAUUCAAGGAUUCCCGGGAAAGCACUACUGUCCUCGAAUGGCUACCAUGAAUCGACCAGCAUUUCAAGCCAUUCGUCAGUAUUCGCCCUGCACUCCGGCUUUGAUUUUUGUAGCAUCUCGUAAGCAGACUCGUAUCACCGCACUGGAUUUGAUCGCGUUCUUGGCCGGAGAAGACAAUCCGAAACAGUUCCUGCACCUCCCGGAACAAGAAUUAGACCAGAUUCUGAUGAACAUCAAAGAUAACAAUCUAAAGCUAACAUUGGCGUUCGGCAUAGGGAUUCACCAUGCUGGUUUACAAGAGCGAGAUCGAAAAACCGCCGAAGAACUAUUUCUCCAUAGAAAGAUCCAGGUACUGAUAGCUACUGCCACUUUGGCGUGGGGUGUCAAUCUUCCCGCCCACUUGGUAAUUAUCAAGGGAACUGAGUUCUUCGAUGGUAAACUGAAGCGAUAUGUCGAUAUGCCAAUCACGGAUGUGCUGCAGAUGAUGGGUCGUGCUGGGCGACCGCAGUUCGGAAACGAAGGAAUUGCUUGUGUGUUCGUACACGAUGUAAAGAAGAACUUCUACAAAAAGUUCCUAUACGAUCCGUUCCCGGUGGAAUCGAGUCUUUUGCAAGUGUUACCCGAUCACAUAAAUGCGGAAAUUGUUGCCGGCACCGUUCAGACGAAACAGGGUGUGUUGGACUAUUUAACGUGGACGUACUUCUUCCGUCGGCUACUGCGGAAUCCGGCCUAUUACGAGUUGGAGAACAUCGAACAAGCUGAGGUCAAUCAGUUUCUUUCGACGCUGGUUCAGAAGGUUUUGGACACCUUGUUACGAGCCGGCUGUAUUGAGAUAGAUGUAGAUGAACGCGGAUUGAUCCCCACAUCAAUGGGAAGAAUAUCAUCGUACUAUUAUCUCUCGCAUCAGAGCAUGCGACACUUUGCGGACACGCUACGGUACGAUAUGAGCUUCGAGGAACUACUUCGAGCAAUGGUAGAUGCCUGGGAAUUUGAGCAGCAACCCGUACGACACCACGAGGAUGUUUACAACACAGAACUUUCGAAGCUCUGUCGACUUAAAGUCGAUCCUCUCUCGGUGGAUAAUCCUCAUACCAAGGUCUUCCUUUUGAUGCAAUCCCACCUGUCCCGUUUACCAUUGCCAAAUUCUGACUACGGUACCGAUACAAAAUCUGUACUGGAUCAAUCCAUUCGAAUUAUACAGGCUAUGAUAGACAUAAGCGCCGAACGAGGCUGGCUGGCCAGCACCCUAAGGAUCCAACAGUUGAUGCAGUGCAUAAUCCAAGCGCGUUGGCUAGACGAUUCUGUUGUGAUGACUUUACCUCACGUUGAACCGCACAAUGCACAUGUCUUCAGUCACGUGCAAUUGGAUGCCCCAUUCCUUACGCUUCCGGCACUAAAGGAAAAAUGUAAUCGACGCUACGAAACCUUGGCGGGUCCAUUAAGGCAAGAGUUCGAAGAACCGGAAAUUGAACAAAUCUACAAAGUUAUCUGCAGUCUGCCGUCUAUCAACGUACAACUCUCAGUUCGCGGUCCCUACGGAUCCGAUGCAAGUGUCGACCGUUCCGUAACACAACCCCAAGCACGUGACACCUGGAUGGAGUUGUACGCUGAACAAGAGUAUGUACUGAACGUGCAAUUAAUUCGUUUGGGUAGCUUCGACACACUGAAUAUCCACUGCCCUAAGUUUCCCAAAGGCAAAGACGAAGGUUGGUUCCUGACGCUGGGUCAUCAGGCUCAAGGAGAAUUGGUUGCUAUGAAACGUUGCGUGUACCGAAGCAACAAAAGCUCACAUCAACUGUGUUUCGUGGCUCCUCGGCGGCUGGGCCGUUGUAUUUAUACGGUUUACCUCAUGUCGGAUGGAUACAUUGGUCUGGAUCAACAAUACGACAUUCACUUGGAGGUAGUUGCACCUCCACCCGAUAUACAGGAAUCUAUGGCAAAUGACAGUGAGGGAGACUAUUUUUCGCUUCAAAAGGAAAAAUUGUAAAUCAUUCAAUCAGAGGUCUUAUCUAAUAAUUCCACGCUAAGUUCGAUUAACGAAUAACCUAGAAGCUUAGCUCGAGCGAAAGUUAAGCGCAAAAACUGUAAUGUGAUUCGUUGUUGCGUAGGUAAUCUUUUUGAUCUUUUUACGCUGAAUUAUUUGUUUUGUAAGUAAAUAUAGAGAUAUUUAUUAUAUCUUGCCCAUAAAUCUAUUUCGUAAAGUAGAGCAAAAAGAAUUUAUAAAGUGGUUUUCAGCUAAGUAGAUGCACAUAGGAUGAUCAUGCAUAUAACGGCAGUUUAAUUGCUUAAAAUUUCCGCAUAAUGCAUUUUGCCUAUGUAAAUGCAUAAUACUAUAGUAAUUUUAUUCUAGAAGUAUUGGGCCAAGUUGGUUAAAGCCUGCA
This is a messenger RNA of Topomyia yanbarensis, 7202 nucleotides long. RefSeq names its product activating signal cointegrator 1 complex subunit 3 (gene obe). The transcript is spliced from 9 exons. The record is from RefSeq and is a predicted model, not a curated record. Gene Ontology annotation, molecular function: ATP hydrolysis activity; nucleic acid binding; ATP binding. Lineage: Eukaryota; Metazoa; Arthropoda; Insecta; Diptera; Culicidae. Bases 266 to 6808 code for a protein of 2180 amino acids.